AUGAAUCAGUCAUCAUUUGGUUCUCCAUCGAGUAAUCUCUUUGUGAACUUAAGGAAUUUACGUAAGUUUCUCAAAAGUUGGUUCGUGAGAGAUCGUGCUCUAUUUUGUGCUAAAAUAAAUGACUUGUAUAAUGAAAUUAAUGUUGUUGACGAGGAUGAGGAGAUUCGUGAACUCUCCGCUAAGGAGGUUAAUUCUCGGAUUCACAUUGUUAGCAAGUUACUCGAUAUGUGUAAGGAGUCUUUAUUUGCUAUUGGGUAUCCUAUAUUAGCCUCUGUUAGGUCAAUGGAAAACAACUCAAACAAUGAUAUGCGCAAACUGGUUGCUUAUUGGAUCUUAUUCUUUUUGUUCUCACUAUUUGAACAUGUUCUUGCCAAGAUCAUCCAAUGGAUUCCAUUCUGGUUUUGCAUCAAGCUAGGAACUGUCUGCUGGUUGGUAUUACCUCAGUUCGAGCAAGCUUACUUUGUUUACUCUCAUCACAUUCAGCCCAUUCUGUUUGAGAUACUUUCUUUUAUUAACAAUUACUUGAAAAAGUCCAUCAAAAUGGUUCUUCUCAAUAAGGCCAUAUUUUUAGCUAUGGCAGAGGAGUUUUUGGAAGUUAAUGGUUCUGAAGGUUUGGAGGAUCUUAUUGUAAGAAAAUUUCUGCAUGAUGAAAGGAAACCUAAUGUUGAAAAUGAAGCUCUCAAUGUUGAAGGAUUUGGGACAAUUGUGCAGGACAUUGUUACUUUGAUUGAGGAACAAGAAAGAGCAUUGCUAGAGUAUAAUAACCAUGAUGAAAAAGAUGUUGCACAAAUAUCAAAAUCAGUUGAAAAACAUGACAUAGAUGAAGGUCCUAAAGAAGUUUAUAGUUGUGGCAUAUGCCAAGUGAAGACGAGUAGUGAAAUAACCUUGAAUAGUCAUUUUCAAGGGAAGAAGCACAAGGCGGUCUUAGCGGAAAUGUUUAGGUUGGAGAAAAAGGAGUUGUCGUGCUCUUUGUGCAAGGUUGGGUGUUCAAGUAAGGCUAGUAUCGAGGGGAAAAAACAUGACAUCGAUGAAGGAGGCCAUAAAGAGGGGAAAAAACAUGACAUCGAUGAAGGAGGCCAUAAAGAGGUUUAUAGUUGCGGUCUAUGCCAGGUGAAGACGAGUAGUGAAAUGACCUUGAAAAGUCAUUUUCAAGGGAUGAAGCACAAGGUGGCCUUAACCGAAGUGUUUAAGUUGGAGAAAAAAGAGUUGUCGUGUUCAUUGUGCAAUGUUUGGUGUUCGAGUAAGGCAAGUAUCCAGGCUCACCUAAGGGGAAAAAGCAUUUGGACUUAG
This is a messenger RNA of Impatiens glandulifera, 1290 nucleotides long. RefSeq lists its product as uncharacterized. Gene Ontology annotation, molecular function: nucleic acid binding; zinc ion binding. The coding region runs from base 1 to 1290 and encodes 429 amino acids. NCBI's taxonomy places the organism in Eukaryota, Viridiplantae, Streptophyta, Magnoliopsida, Ericales, Balsaminaceae. The transcript is spliced from 6 exons. The record is from RefSeq and is a predicted model, not a curated record.